Chelmon rostratus (copperband butterflyfish) is the source of this 1576-nucleotide messenger RNA. It is a transcript of the gene cdc42l, whose product is annotated as cell division cycle 42, like. Lineage: Eukaryota; Metazoa; Chordata; Actinopteri; Chaetodontiformes; Chaetodontidae. Gene Ontology annotation, biological process: modification of synaptic structure; small GTPase-mediated signal transduction. Gene Ontology annotation, cellular component: dendritic spine. Bases 64 to 639 code for a protein of 191 amino acids. The transcript has 6 exons. The record is from RefSeq and is a predicted model, not a curated record. Gene Ontology annotation, molecular function: GTP binding; GTPase activity.
CAAAAAGUAACUCGACCCUCAAACCCGGAUGUAACCAACGCCUAACCUGUCUGAAGAAAAACGAUGCAGACUAUAAAAUGUGUAGUGGUAGGGGACGGUGCAGUAGGAAAGACCUGCUUACUGAUCUCCUACACAACCAACAAGUUCCCCUCAGAAUAUGUGCCUACGGUAUUUGACAAUUAUGCAGUGACAGUGAUGAUUGGGGGAGAGCCCUAUACUCUUGGCCUGUUCGACACAGCAGGUCAGGAGGAUUACGACAGGCUGCGCCCUCUCAGCUAUCCACAAACAGAUGUCUUCCUUGUAUGUUUCUCUGUCGUCUCACCCUCAUCAUUUGAAAACGUCAAAGAGAAGUGGGUUCCUGAGAUUUCUCACCACUGCCCACGCACACCCUUUCUGUUAGUGGGCACACAAGUGGACCUGCGGGAAGACAGCAACACGAUCGAGAAGCUGGCAAAGAACAAACAGCGCCCCCUGCAAUCUGAGAGUGGAGAGAAGCUGGCUCGUGAGCUCAGGGCUGUCAAAUAUGUGGAGUGCUCAGCUCUGACACAGCGAGGGCUUAAGAAUGUGUUUGACGAGGCCAUCUUGGCAGCCUUGGAGCCUCCUGAGAACAAACCCAAGAAAAAGUGCGUCCUGCUAUAGAUGAACAACGACAGUGAGAGAUGGGAUGGUGUAAGAAAUAGGUGGGGUGAAUCAAAACAUUAGAAAGACCAAUGGCCGCUAUGAAAAAAAAAAAAGGACAGAGCAAAAGGGUAAGGGAGGUACAGUGCCAUUGAGACUUAUCCUUAAACACGUGUACACUGUUUGUGCCUUCAAAAUAAACUUUGAAAGAGGCUGAGGGAGCAAAACUUCAGUAUGCAGUAAGUGUCACCUAUCUCCUUUUCUGAAAGCUUUUUAAGUUGCAGUGUUUCCUCUACAAAUAUUCAGGUGGGGCGGGCCCCCCCUGCCUGUCACUGUUGCUCCAUUUCAAAAAAAAAAGAAAAAAAAAGAGACUCUUUUAUCGAGUUGCCUUUGGCCUCCUCUGUGUUUCGUGUAUUUUGGUCUUUUGGUGCUUUUAAACCCAGUGUUGGGAAAUUUUAAUGGGAAACACCUUUAACAUUGAGCCUUUUUCUGAUAUUUAGUCAGUACAUUGAAAGGGGCAACUUAAUGUUAAUUGGUACUCUCUUACUUUCUUUUUUGACCUGGAUUUAAGAAUGAAAGCACAAGAGAUUUAUUGUCACUCCAAACAAAGAUAGUCCCAGAGACCUCUGUGGACGCCAAAUGCAUUUUCACCUAUUUCCCUUCUUCAGUUGACUUAUGGCUUUCUAUUUUAUUCUUCUUUUGUGAAUAUUGUAAUAAUUCCGUGACUUUGUUUUGGGAAAUUUUUUAGCAGUUAUUCAUUUUGAAACUUGAGUUUUUAUUUUAUCAAGAAUUUUUUAUUGCUAGACUACCAACUUUGAGCGAUCGACAAUAUAACAAAUUAAGUUGUAAUAUUUUGAACAGAUCUUGAUCUUGAUAGAGAUUGAGAUGGUAACCUUUGCUAGUAAAAUUUUGGGUGUUUGUAAUCACAGGAUAUUUUUAAUAAAAUGGUUUAACAACA